Messenger RNA from Cornus florida, 1239 nucleotides. Its product is annotated as phospholipase A1-IIdelta-like. The coding region runs from base 1 to 1239 and encodes 412 amino acids. NCBI's taxonomy places the organism in Eukaryota, Viridiplantae, Streptophyta, Magnoliopsida, Cornales, Cornaceae. The record is from RefSeq and is a predicted model, not a curated record. The transcript has a single exon. Gene Ontology annotation, biological process: lipid metabolic process. Gene Ontology annotation, molecular function: glycerophospholipid phospholipase A1 activity.
AUGGCCAGUGGAGGAGCAACAUGGGAAGAACUACUCGGAAGCAACGAAUGGAAAGGUUUGAUUGACCCCCUUGACCUCAACCUGAGGAAACUCAUCCUCCAGUGCGGUGAUAUGUGCGACGCCACUUACGACGCCUUCAUCGGCGAUUCAAAUUCCAAAUAUUGUGGCGCGGGCCGCUAUGGCAUGAAGUCAUUCUUCAAAAACGUAUUCCUAGCAGAUUGUGCAUCAAAAUACCAGGUGGUGUCCUUCAUCUAUUCCACUCCAAUCGAUGUUCCUACCAAUGACUCCAGCUUCACUGUGGGCUCUACGUUGUUCUACCAGACCAAUUGGAUGGGCUACAUUGCUGUCUCCAACGAUGAAGUCAGUAAGGCCAAUGGGAGGCGUGAAAUUUAUGUGGUGUGGCGUGGAACCAUCCUACUUACUGAACUCAUUGACGAUCUCAACGCCAAUCUCGUGUCCGCCUUACCAUUCAUGGGGUCUCAGCCUGUAAAUCUGAUUCCGGGGAGUGAUGCUGCUGGGGGUGCCAAGGUCAUGGAGGGUUGGCUCUCAAUUUACACUGCCGACAACCCGAAGUCUCAAUUCACCAAGCACAGCGCGCAAACUCAAAUUCUAACAAAGAUCAAAGAACUGGCGGAGCAGUACAAGGGUGAAAAUUUAAGCUUGAUAUUCACAGGACAUAGCCUUGGUGGGGUACUUGCAGCUCUAAGCGCUUACAAUGUGGCGGACACUAGUGCAGUUCCAAGUAAUGUCCCGGUAUCGGCUUUCGUGUUCUGUUGCCCAACCCUGGGUAACCAAGUGCUGUGUGACAAGAUUAAGGCGCGAAAAAACCUGAGAAUCUUACAUAUGAAGAACGUGAAAGACUUCCUUGCAACCUACCCCAAAAGCGUAUUCCCGUGGGGGGAUUACGCACAUCCAGGAAUUGAGCUUGAGGUUGAUACUUCCAAGUCUCCACACUUGAACCCUUCACAGAAUCUAAUUUCCAAGGACAACAGGCUUAACUGGCAUAACUUGCAAGGCCUGUUACAUGUAAUUGCAGGUUGGAAUGGGAGCAAUGGGGAGUUUAAGCUGAACGUGAAGAGGAGUUUGGCUCUUGUGAACAAGUCCAGUGGUUUUCUCAAGGAUGAAUAUCGUAUUCCAAAGUCAUGGUCGGUUGAAAGGAAUAUGAGGAUGGCCAUUGAUCAAAAUGGAGAGUGGGUUGAGAAGGAGCCACUCCAGGAGGAGGAACAGGCCACUAAUUAA